Trichomycterus rosablanca is the source of this 2454-nucleotide messenger RNA. It is a transcript of the gene wdr48b, whose product is annotated as WD repeat domain 48b. Gene Ontology annotation, biological process: double-strand break repair via homologous recombination. Lineage: Eukaryota; Metazoa; Chordata; Actinopteri; Siluriformes; Trichomycteridae. The record is from RefSeq and is a predicted model, not a curated record. The coding region runs from base 38 to 2071 and encodes 677 amino acids. The transcript is spliced from 19 exons. Gene Ontology annotation, molecular function: ubiquitin binding.
CGGAUGUGAUGCUGGGUGCAGAUUGUCAACAUGAAAGAUGGCGACCCAUCACAGGCAGAACGCUGCUGGUAGGAGGAAAGUGCAGGUCUCCUACGUGAUAAGAGACGAGGUGGAGAAGUACAAUCGGAACGGCGUGAACGCCCUGCAGCUGGAUCCUACACUCAACCGGCUCUUCACAGCUGGCAGAGACUCCAUCAUCCGGAUAUGGAGCGUCAACCAACAGAAACAGGAUCCCUACAUAGCUUCGAUGGAGCACCACACCGACUGGGUGAACGACAUCGUACUAUGUUGUAAUGGGAAGACACUGAUCUCGGCUUCCUCAGACACGACAGUCAAAGUCUGGAACGCACAUAAAGGCUUCUGUAUGUCCACGUUAAGAACGCACAAGGAUUAUGUCAAAGCUUUAGCAUAUGCAAAGGACAAGGAGCUGGUGGCGUCCGCUGGGCUGGACCGACAGAUCUUCCUGUGGGACGUGAACACACUCACAGCACUGACUGCCUCAAAUAACACCGUCACAACUUCCUCGCUUAGUGGGAAUAAAGAUUCCAUCUACAGCCUGGCCAUGAACCAGCUGGGUACAGUCAUAGUCUCAGGGUCAACAGAGAAGGUCUUGAGGGUGUGGGAUCCACGAACGUGCGCUAAAUUAAUGAAGCUGAAGGGACACACGGACAAUGUGAAGUCGUUAUUAUUGAACCGAGAUGGUACACAGUGUCUGUCCGGGAGUUCGGACGGUACAAUCCGGCUGUGGUCGCUGGGUCAGCAGCGCUGCAUCGCCACCUACAGGGUCCACGACGAGGGCGUGUGGGCGCUGCAGGCCAACGAGGCUUUUACGCACGUCUACUCCGGAGGCCGCGAUCGCAAGGUCUACUGCACCGACCUGCGCAACCCGGAUAUCCGUCUGCUCAUAUGUGAGGAGAAAGCACCCGUUCUCAAAAUGGAGCUGGACAGGUCUGCAGAUCCUCCUCCGGCCAUUUGGGUCUCCACGACCAAAUCCUGUGUGAACAAAUGGUCUUUAAAAGGGAUGCACAACUUCAGAGCAUCUGGCGAGUACGAUAACGACUGCAGCGCCCCGCUGACACCGCUGUGCACACAGUCCGAGCAAGUCGUCAAAGGUGGCGCCAGCAUCAUUCAGUGUAACAUUCUGAACGACAAGAGGCACAUCCUCACCAAAGACACCAACAACAACGUGGCAUACUGGGAUGUACUCAAGGCGUGUAAAGUGGAAGACCUCGGCAAGGUGGAGUUUGAUGAGGAGAUCAAGAAGCGAUGCAAGAUGGUCUACGUGCCCAACUGGUUUUCUGUGGAUCUGAAAACAGGGAUGCUGACCAUCACGCUGGACGAGAGCGACUGCUUCGCCGCCUGGGUGUCCGCCAAGGAUGCUGGCUUUUCCAGCCCCGAUGGCUCCGACCCGAAGUUAAAUUUGGGUGGCCUGCUGCUCCAGGCGCUGCUCGAGUUCUGGCCCCGAACGCACAUCAACCCCAUGGAAGAGGAGGAAAACGAGGCCAAUCACGUGAACGGGGAGCAGGAGAGCCGGCUGCAGAAGGGAAACGGAUACUUCCUGGUGCCUCCACACACUCCGGUGAUUUUCGGCGAGGCUGGCGGAAGGACGCUGUUCAGGUUACUCUGUCGAGACUCGGGAGGAGAAACCGAGUCCAUGUUGCUGAAUGAAACCGUUCCACAGUGGGUCAUUGACAUUACCGUCGAUAAGAACAUGCCAAAAUUCAACAAGAUUCCGUUCUACCUGCAACCUCACUCGUCAUCCGGGGCGAAAACACUGAAGAAGGACCGCCUGUCAGCCAGCGACAUGCUGCAGGUGAGGAAGGUGAUGGAGCACGUCUACGAGAAGAUCAUCAACCUGGACACGGAGUCUCAGACCACCAGCUCGUCGGGCGCCGAGAAACCCGGCGAGCAGGAGAAGGACGAGGACGUGGCCAUGCUCGCCGAGGAGAAGAUCGAGCUCAUGUGCCAGGAUCAGGUUCUGGAUCCAAACAUGGAUUUGAGAACGGUGAAGCAUUUCAUCUGGAAAAGUGGAGGAGACUUGACUCUCCACUACAGGCAGAAGCCCACGUGAGGAGGAGCGGCACGCAUGAUUCCUCAGCUCAAGCAGAGUCGAUUCAGAUGGCUUCAGAUGAUUCUUUGUACAGUGUACUAAUCCUGGACUAGUUAAUUACGUUUUUGUUUCUGUUCUUUUGUUUUUGAGACGUUCUGUAGUAUUUUUUCCCCACUUCCUGCCAGGAUCGAUGAACCAAAUCCACCAGUCAGAGCCAUGACGGUGGAGUCUUUGUUGAAAUCAUUACCGUGCUUUUCUUUGUCAGUCUGAUUUGUAAAUAUCCCACGUUUUAAGUUAUUAUCUGCAGAUUACAGAAGGUAUUUUUCUAUAAUCAUCAGUGGCAAAAUCUGGUAAAUACGCCGAACUGUUAAUGAGUACCGUAAAAUAAAAAUACUGUAAAUUUA